AUGCGCAUCGGUGCGGUGAUGCCAGGCCAAUCUCCGCCCCGGCUGGCGCAUAAUCUAGAUGAGGUCGCUGACUUCGGAAAGCUGCCUAGGAGGAUUGGUGGCGCCACCGGUGUGGAGGAUGGUGGGGUUGACGGCGUGGCUAAGUUGUGCCUAGGCGGAGAAAUACCGCUCAGAGGGAAGAGAUAUUGCUGCUAUGCGGCCGGUAACAUGGAGAGUCCCGUGUGA
Molecule: messenger RNA, 225 nt
Organism: Penicillium hordei
Lineage: Eukaryota; Fungi; Ascomycota; Eurotiomycetes; Eurotiales; Aspergillaceae
Exons: 1
Coding region: 1-225 (74 amino acids)
Source: RefSeq, a predicted model, not a curated record